AUGGAGGAUGGCGAAUAUGUCUUGCUAUAUCCGGAUGGCUCUCAAGUUAAAAAUAUACCAGGGACUGACACACCUUUUACGAUCGAAAAAUAUAAAGAGGCCAUUGGAAAGCCGUACCAAAGGCUCACACUUUAUAUCUGCACCCUUGAGGUCAUGAGUCACAGAAAUGACUCAGAUUCAGAGGACGAGGCGGAUGAUGAAGUUGUGGUGAGGGUGCCACCCAAUAUGUCGCCUCUUUCGGACACAGUGCUAUGGGAAAGCCUUGAAAGCAGCACACCGGAUUUGAGAUCGACAACAUCCCAGUCAAGCAGUGGACAAACCAAGAGUGAGUCAAGGCCCAAGCAGAUGACUACCUCAGUAGAUCAGCCCAGCACUUCAAGAGAAUUCUACAAUACAUACACAGAUAUAUAUGCACCUGUUGUAAUUGAGAGCAGUUCCUCAGAUUCUGGGGAAGAGGAGAAGUUCCAAGAGGAUCACAGUGAUGGACUGACAGCUGCAGACGUGGUCCUAAAUCUGUCACAGAAACUUGACACAAAGUCCUGUAGCAGAUUUAAUAUAAACCGGUCCAAUGUCUGGGAUGGUGCCAUUAGAGGGUUCAAGCGAUCCUCGUAUGACCCUAGCUACACUCUAAUGGUGAAAUUCACGGAUGAUGUAGGGUUGACCGAAGACGCUGUGGACACCGCUGUAGAAGAGGAUGAAUACUUCCAGAUAGGAAGAAUGAUUGCCGUCUCCUGUGUCAAUGAUGGUCCAGGGCCUCGUUGUCUUUCCCCAAACCUCUUCCUCUACCUCAUUGAUAAAGAGCACAACAUCACUUAG
Pleuronectes platessa (European plaice) is the source of this 816-nucleotide messenger RNA. RefSeq lists its product as uncharacterized. Bases 1 to 816 code for a protein of 271 amino acids. NCBI's taxonomy places the organism in Eukaryota, Metazoa, Chordata, Actinopteri, Pleuronectiformes, Pleuronectidae. The record is from RefSeq and is a predicted model, not a curated record. The transcript has 9 exons. Gene Ontology annotation, molecular function: ubiquitin-protein transferase activity.